This is a messenger RNA of Mizuhopecten yessoensis (Yesso scallop), 7190 nucleotides long. RefSeq names its product centrosomal protein of 131 kDa-like. Gene Ontology annotation, molecular function: protein binding. The transcript has 20 exons. NCBI's taxonomy places the organism in Eukaryota, Metazoa, Mollusca, Bivalvia, Pectinida, Pectinidae. The coding region runs from base 160 to 3615 and encodes 1151 amino acids. The record is from RefSeq and is a predicted model, not a curated record. Gene Ontology annotation, biological process: intraciliary transport involved in cilium assembly; regulation of centrosome duplication; cilium assembly. Gene Ontology annotation, cellular component: centriolar satellite.
UUUUAUUACAAUGUACCCUGGGAUAAGUAUGGUUUACGCAUGUGUUGUUUACUACAAGUAGGCCUAUUUCCGACAAACUUGACAAGAUUCCUUUGAAUGACUGACAUGAUGUAUUGUCGUAUGUUCUAUCUUUUUAGGAUAAUUUAAAAGAUAAGAAAGAUGUCUGCACGGAGCAGUAGUAGAAGUAAGGUUGGCCGUGGAGAGGAUGUGAAUCUUAGCCUCACCGGUUCACAGAUAUCCUCCGUCAAAAAGUCCUCUUCUAGCAGGCAGCCAAACCUUUCUAGUGAUAAAAGAGGACCAAACAAGGAAACAUCACGGAGUACACAUUUAAAGAAAAAUUCUGCAGAUGUACCUAACUUGAGUGACAGAAGUCAGAAGAGUGCUGUGUCCUCAGUGAGUAAAGCAAGUAGCAGGACGGCCAAGUCACCAGGGGAGGACUUCUUAGCUCUGUUUGAGACAUCCAUGCAGCCAAAGAUAAAGUCAACAUCAAAACAGAAGCAACCCUCACCAAAUGCUGUCAAGGUUCUCUGGCAAGAAGCACCUCAUAAGGGUGAGCUGGAUAGUCAGAGAAGCACCAACUCCACGCAGAGGGUCAACAAUGAUGGGGGUGGGCUUCUGUCACCCAUCAUGCAACAGAACUUCUUUCAGCCGAGCAGUGUUCACAGUAGCUCAGACUCUGACAAUGAUGGUAUACUGUCAUCAAGUCUCAAUAAAAUACAGUCACUCCAGCGAAUGUCUCAUACAGCAAAAUCUGACAGUUACAAGAAUGGAAAACCUAAACCUCGACCGUCUAGUGUGAAUACCAGUAACUCGGCUAUAAACCAUGUAAACGGAGUCAAUGGUAUUGCAAACAACAUGGUUAUAACUGUGAAAUCUCCAAGGACAAAGGCUUCCCUGUCAAGUAUAGAAAACUCCUAUCAGAAUAUCAAACACAAAACACCAGUGAACCAGGUUAAGGAAGGUUUAGCUAUACUGAGAAAUGUCUCAGCUGAGGAGUAUGUACAAACACUGACUUCUGCAGCAAUCAAAAUACAAAGGUGGUAUCGCAGAAUUCUUGUAAGGAGGAAAAAGAAUAAAGCUGUGAAAAUGGCAGGCGAGGCAGCAAUCAAAAGACUUUUAGGACAGAAGAAAAAAGACAUAGAAGAACAUAGAUUAGAUCUGGAUUUUUUGGACGAUGAAGAUAGGAAAAUUGAUGAAAGAAGAAAGAUAAGGGAAGACAAAGCAAAACAGGCAAGACAACAGGCAAUUCAGGAAUUACAAAAGAAGAGGGAAGAAAAGAGAGAUGAAGUAAAACAGAAAGCAGAGGCAGAAAUAUCAUAUUUACAAGCAAGUGGCAAAAUAACAAAAACGCCUGCAAAGGCUAAUAUUGGAAGGAAGAAAUCUCCUGUAAAAAGUUUUAGUAGUUCACAGAAGGACAAUAAUGUAGAUAGAGAUGCAAGGGCUAGGUCAGCACGUUCAGGUAUAUCAGACGUAAAAACUCUGUCAGCACGCUCUCAGGAAGGAAGUGAGCAAUUGAUUGAGUCUGCAAGUAAUGAGAAUCAGAUGGAGAGUGAUCAUGACAGCGAUGCUCUAACGCUGACAGAGCGGAGUCAGGGGUACGGAGGGCCAGACAGCGAGAUCACAAACAAGUCUACACUCAACGACCUUCUAGAGACACUGAAAAAGCUUGAAGCAGAGGAACACUUAGUCACCCCUAAGCCAGAGAGGAAGAAUGCAUGGUUGGAUGAGCUAGAGAAAGUAGCCCAGUCCAGUGAGAAGGACGUUGCCUAUUUGACAGCUGAUAAACUCCAUGAGUUGAACAGACAGCGAGAGGGAGGUGCUGCUAGUGGUUAUUUGAGUGAUGACAAGCUCAAAAGCAUCAUGUCGUUCCUGGAUGAAGUACAGGUAGCGGACAGAAUCAGCGCUGUAGAACAGGAGAUAAGUAAAGCAUCAGAGGAUUUUGACCGACCAGUUCCACUUGUACCCUCUGUAGACCAGCUUGCCGAGCUUGAACAGGCACAGGAAGCUGCCAAUGAAGUUACUUCCACCAUGUUAUCACAGCGACUCGAACUGGAUGAGAGAAAGAGGACAGUUAGCAUGCUACAGAAAGCUCUAAACCAGCAGCGAGAGUUGACUGUUCGACAUGCCAGGGAAACAGAUAAGGAAAUGAAAAAGAGGCUUGAAAUACAAAAGGAUGAAUACGAAGAGACUAUAAAACGACAUCUCUCAUUUAUCGAUCAGCUGAUUGACGACAAGAAGAGCCUGAGUGAGAAGUGUGAACAGCUGGUGAAGGAAUUGAAGAUUAUAGACCGGAAAUACCAGGAGAAGUUCAAAAGCAUGGAUGAAAAGCAUUCCUUUGAGAUGAAGAAAUUAAAAGAUAUGCAUGAAGCUGCUGAAAAACUAAGGAGAGAAAGAUGGAUUGAAGACAAGACUAAGAAAAUCAAGGAAAUGACUGUGAAGGGACUGGAGCCAGAGAUACAGAGACUGAUAGCAAAACACAAAAAUGAGUUCAAGAAGAUGAAACAGAUUCAUGAAGCAGAGUUGCUGGAAUCUGAUGAGCGGGCUGCCCAGAGAUAUGUCAAGAUGACUGAAGAACUCCGAGACCAGUUGGCAAAAGAGAAGGAAGCAGCGUGUGGAAGAGAGCGGGAACUGGCCAAACAGAGGUAUGAGAAGGAAAUACAGAACGAAGAGGAAGCAUACCAGCAGCAGCGUCGCCGGUUAUACACCGAAGUUCAGGAAGAGAAGGACCGUGUUGCACAGCAGGCCUCACGCCAGAGGACUGAGCUUGACAAACUACAGCGACAGCUUGAGGAUAGCCACAGACAUGCACUCAAUGCCAUGAAGUCUGAGUUUGAAAAGGCCAGAGAGGAACAAGAACGGAGACAUAAUGAGGAAACAACUGAUAUAAGGGAGAAGGUUAGGAUAGAGAAGGAGCAGUGGGAGGAGAACUACCGCAAAAAACAGGACACCUGGAGCAUGCAGAAGGAGCGUGAGCUCAGGGAUCAAGUGAAGCGUGACCGGGACAAGGAGAUUGAGAUGGUCAUCUCUCGACUUGAGGACGAUGCCACUUCUUCACGUGAAGAAUGUGAACGAGCUGCAGAAAAUAAGAUCAAGAGGAUACGUGAAAAAUACCAAGCAGAAAUGAAGGAUUUGGAACGAUCUGAAAUGCAAGCUUUAGAAAAAUAUAAUGAAAUGAAGGCGAAACUAACUGAAGUUGAAGGAGAAAAUGAAUGCCUGAAAGUAUAUUUAAAGCAAAAAGAUCAAGAAAUAGCACAAUUACAGCAACUAACAGAUAAGAUGCACAAGGAGAGAGACCGCGUCUCGGACAUCAUACGGCAGGAAUUUGCAGAUCGACUUGUAACCACUGAUGAGGAAAACCGUAGAAUUAAGAACGAAAUGUCUGAAAUGAAAGCACGGCACCGUAUUGAGCUGGAUAGAUCUAAAGAUCAGAUAGAAGAAGUAAAGAAACUCAAAGAUGAUGAAAUGGAACAAGUACAUAACAGGGUUAAGCAAGCUAUUGUGAAGAAGGAAGAGGUGUUGAACCAGGUGCGACAGCAGUACCAGGCUGCACAGAAACGAGCUGACCAUUUAGAGGGGCUGCUGCAGCAACAGCGCAAGCAGCUACUCAACAAGUGACACUGGCUCUGAGCAAGAUACUAUAGACAGACACAUAAGUCCAUAGCUUUAGUCCAGGUGAUGUUAAGUCAUGUUUAGUCCUGGUGAUAGUUGUACGGUAUCAAAUGUAAUAGUGACUCUCAUAUUAGUUAGUGCUUCCUCCUCUGCUUAGGAUAACAGACACUGACAAAAAAACUAGAUUGUGAUGUUAUGUGGAUUUCUGUCAGUGCAAACAAACACUGGACCGUGAUAUUAAGUGAGCUACUCUCGGUGGAUAAUCAACACUGGACCGUUAUGUGACAUAGACUUCUGUUGGUGUAUAACAAACACUGGACCGUGACAUUAAGUGAUCUACUCUUGGUGGAUAAUCAACACUGGACCGUUAUGUGACAUAGACUUCUGUUGGUGUAUAACAAACACUGACCAAAGAUUUUAUGUCAGCCACUCUUGGUGGAUAAUCAACACUGGACCGUGACGUUAUGUGACAUAGACUUCUGUUGGUGUAUAACAAACACUGAACCAAGAUUUUAUGUCAGCCACUCUUGGUGGAUAAUCAACACUGGACCGUAAUGUGACAUGGACUUCUGUUGGUGUAUAACAAACACUGAACCAAGAUUUUAUGUCAGCCACUCUUGGGGGAUAAUCAACACUGGACCGGGACGUUAUGUGACAUAGACUUCUGUUGGUGUAUAUAUAACAAACACGGGACUCUGAUAUUAAGUGGACAUCUAUCUGUGAAACAAACACUGGACUGUGAUGUGACAUGGACUUCUGUCGGUGAAUAAGAAACACUAGACCUGUAGUGUAGGUGUUAACAUGAAUUUCUGUCAAUGUAUAAGAAACAAUGGAUCUAGUUGUUGCAUGAAUUUCUGUCAGUGUAUAAGAAACAGUAGACCAAGGUGUUAACAUGAAUUUCUGUCAAUUUAUAAGACACACUAGACAUAGGUGUUACAUGAAUUUCUGUCGGUGUAUAAGAAACACAAGACCAAGGUGUUACAUGAAUUUCUGUCAGUCAGACAGUGUAUAAAUGAUCAAUAGCUGAUACAUAUUUCAUUUUCAAACCUUUGAUCAGUUUAACAAAAUUAACAACUUGAAAUUUGCAUAAGCCUUGAUUAGCUCCGCCAACAUUUACUGUUGAUAACAACACACAAUUUGGAAAAUUUGCAUACCUCCCCCCUCGUUUUGUCAGUGUCAUGGAAACAUGUCACGAUCUAUGUUAAGGGUAUGAGAUAACUCCAGUUUACUGGAACAAUGGUUAUUUGAGAGAAAGUCGGUGUAGACUGUAAAUAUAGAUAUUUAUUUAUUGUAUAGAUUUAUACUAUUCAUUAGAGGUUGUACAUAGUAACCUGGCUAAACUGAGCCCUGUAUAAUCCAGAAGUAUAUAGUAGACCUUCAAAAAGGUUACACUGCUUCAAAUAUUUUUGUUAUUCUGGACCAGUGAGCUUCUUCAGAAUCCAAUGUGUUUAAACCAGUGAGUAUUGACAGAAAAUGUGUCCAACCAGUGAUUUCUAUAGAAAAUAAAAAAUGUAUCUUAUUAUUGUACCCUGAACAUUACCUAAGAUUCUGCUCUUAUAUAUUGUCUUAGUAGAGAUACAGAAGUGAUAUUUAAAGUUUAUUCUUUAAUAGCGUGCUAUGGAUUGUUAACAUAUGAUUUUAUUAUUAGAUAACAUUUGAUGUUUGAAGGAGAGUAACAAGCAUUAUGUGAAAUUUGGCAUUUGAAGAAGGUGGAAGUUCACUAAAGAAUGAGAACAGUUGCUUUCCAUAGAAACAGUUUACUUCAGCUAUCCUACAUAUUCCAGAACUUCACCAGUAUUAGUUUAAUAAUAGUAUUGUUGUUGAUAAAAUCAUGUGUUAUAAUCAAUCUUAGGUUUUAUUCUCAAUAGAUCCCCCCUGUUUUUGAUCUGUAGCUGUAAGAGCUGUAAACCCAGUAAGUUCACUAGUUAGGAUUCCCACUGGUCUACAUGACACCUCAACUUAAUCAAUUACACUAACUUCUGAAGUAUAGUAAACUGCUGACUUAAACUGUAACAUUCUUAUUUGUAGUUAGUUCUAGGUCCAUGUUAAUAUAGAUAUCUUUAGUAUUCCUGUUAGUCUAUUGUAGACGGUGCUGUCAGUUCUAUGUAAGAGGAGCUCUGGAUCAGCGUGGCUCGACAUAGAAUAAAAAAAAUGUCAACUACAGUCUUAUUUGGCUGAUGCAGUGCUUAUCAUGCUGUAGGCAUUCAUGUUGUUAUUGUUGUUGUUGUUGUUUAUCUAUAAGCUAUUGCAUGUUGCCAUGGAGAUAUCUUAUUAUCUCCCUUUGGCGGAAGUCUGUGAUAUUAAAUGUCCAUGUAAUCAUGAACAGUAUAUGAUAUGGAUUUUACAAAUUAUCUAUUUUAAUGUCAAAUGCUUUUUCGAAUGUUUCACUUACAUAACGUGAAUAUGAUCCGUCAAUGCUACAUUUUGAGUCAUAUAUUAUGUAAUUUGUAGUUCAUCUGGUAUAAAGUGUAUAAUGGCUUAUGCGAUUGCGCAAUGUCUUUUCUGUCCAGCAUCUUGUUUAUACACUCUAUGAAUACAGUGCUUUAAAAAAAAAAUACAGGUUUCUUUUCUACAAUAGAUUGUCUUAAAGGGUACAACAAAAUUUUAAACUGGUCCGGGGUAUUGUUACCAGUCCAGGGCUCACUCGUUUAUAAAGCUGAUGCUGUACAAGUACAGAGGUCAAAUUGUAGGAAGAGGGAGGAAAUGAGAUCUGGUGUUAUUCCGUAAUUUUAUGCCAUAUAUUCAUGACUGGAACAUUUCCUGUUAAAUUUGGGUGUAAAAUUGGUUAAUCAAGGGGAUGGACUUCAUUCUAGGCAUGAGCUUAUCACAUGUAAAUGGUAAGCUUCACUUCAAAUUGAUAGAAACUUUAUUAUAUAUUCUGGUCCUAAAUGACUCAAAUUGUCGAUGGGCCGUUAAACAAUACACAAACAAACAAAACAAAACAAAAUUGUUGAAAUUCUUGGUUGAAUAGAGACAUCUGGACGAUAUGUUGUGAUACAGACCCCAAGGAAGCAGACUUGACAAAUCAAAUAUCCUGUCUUCAUCAAUGCAUAUCUAUUUGUAAGUUUAUGGAGGUACAGCAUGCAAAUAUGUAUUAAUCUACAGUAUUUGUAUUUUUAAGAAACCAAAUUAUUUGGAGUCGCUCUGCCCGAUGGUAACUUGAUAUGGUUACAAGGACUAUGCUAAUUUACAUACUUGUAUUAAGAGUGGUGUUAAAAAUCAUAUUUAUUACACAGUAAUGAUAUUGAUAUUAUCAUCUGAUACGUUUACACCCUAUUAAAGUUGAUCAGGUCAUCCUUUACUAAAAUAACAAACUCCAUAUUCCGCGUGACAGUUCUGAAACUUAAUGUACCUUGUACCUCCUCAGCUUGAGAGCACAUACUAAUAGAACAUGUAUAAUAUUCUUGUUUGAAAACAGUUUUAUGAUAAAUUGGUUGUAAAAAAAAAUCUAGGUGAAAUUUACUCAGUACAGAAAUAUCAGUUUGUUAUUUAUUUAUGCUGUGUUAUCAUAUGUUUACGUCAGACUUGAAUUUUUGUGUACCAUUUUUUUAAUCAGAUCAUUAAAUAAUUUCAACUCUAAA